Molecule: messenger RNA, 2097 nt
Organism: Trypanosoma grayi
Lineage: Eukaryota; Euglenozoa; Kinetoplastea; Trypanosomatida; Trypanosomatidae
Product: putative protein kinase
Exons: 1
Coding region: 1-2097 (698 amino acids)
Biological process (GO): intracellular signal transduction; protein phosphorylation
Cellular component (GO): cytoplasm
Molecular function (GO): protein serine/threonine kinase activity; ATP binding
Source: RefSeq, a predicted model, not a curated record
AUGGAAAGCACGGCUUCUGACACAUUGGCCGUGCUGAGCGAUGAUGUCUUGGCGCAGAUGAGCCGUGAGGAGCUUCUGGAGCACCUCCAAAAGAUUCAGGAAGCGGCACUCUCGCAAAACACGAAUCUGNCGGAGGAGGAACGCCUCCGUAUCCGGCGGCGGCGCAGCAGUGUCAGCCUGCAGCAACGCAUGGGUGGCGAGAGCAGCAGCUCCCGUCAUAGCAGCCCGCGGCAAUACUUCCGUGCCUGGCGCAACGGCGAAGAGUCGGGGGGCGCCCAGCCCACGCAAACGCUGGGCUCCUCGCAGAAUGAGUUCAGCACGUCUAAAACACACAAUGGUGAGACGACGUCGCUGCUCAGCUUCCUCAGUGGCUUCGCGUCGACGCAAGCGGCGGGUCUCCCCGAUCCGCUACCUGUUGCUAACGCCCUGUCUUUGCCAGCGCAGUUUUCGCGUGACCGCUACUCCUUCUCUGCUAGCACGCACAGUAUGGCGGUACAGGCCCCAGCUCGGCUGACAGAUAAACUGCAUAUUGCUCGAAACGAAGAGGGCAAUAAAUGCAUCAAUAAUUAUCAGGUGAUCAAGGAAAUAGGACGUGGAAGUUGCGGCAAGGUGCAGCUGGCCUACGACAUGGAAAAGGACAAUCUGGUAGCCAUAAAGCAGGUUCGGCGGGCUGAGACGAAGCUGAGGGUAGGUGGAUGGACCUCCGCACAGAUGCAAUUCAGUGCCCUUCAGCGUGAGAUCGCNGUGAUGAAGAAGAUGCGACACAAAAAUAUUGUUCCCCUAUACGAGGUGAUUGACGACCUGAAUGCAAAGAAGCUCUACCUUGUGAUGAUGUACGUAGACAAUGGACCAAUUGGUCGCGUGCGAUGCAGUCCUAAUGGAGACAUCACCGCAGAAGUAUGUACGCCCAUCCCGGCAGAACAGUUAGUUGUGUACGCCCGUCAGAUUCUUGCCGGGCUAGAAUACCUACACGAUCACAAGAUUGUACAUCGAGAUAUCAAACCAGAGAAUAUAUUAGUGGAUAGGAAUAAACAGGCUUUUUUGGCUGAUUUUGGCGUGGCGGAGGUAUUUGAGGUGAACAACCGUGAGCUACUGGAGCAAAUAAUGCAGGAGAGCAUGGCAGCCAGCAGAACUUUUGGCGGGCAGGGCCAAGGGGCAAUGAUCCAAGGCACAAAGGGCACCAUGCUUUUUAUUGCUCCAGAGCUAUGGAAGGGUGACAGGUCCUAUGCAAAGCCAGUAGAUAUGUGGGCGAUGGGAGUCACAUUGUUUAUUCUACUUACUGGCAAGUUGCCAUUUUGCACCCUCGACGAUAUCAUGAAUCCGGAUCUUCCUGUGAUACCCACUGCGUACGGGAAGGAGUGGACAGAGUUGCUCUGUGGCCUGUUGCACCGCGAUCCUAGCAAGCGUCUCACUGUGCGUGAGGCUCGUAGCAUGGUGAAGAAGAUGCACGGAGGACAAUCUGGCGAAAAUAAUGACCAUAAGGAGGCUCACUUGGACGUGACAGAAGACGACGUGGCGCGAGCUCUGACACUCGCCCAGAACCAGAAGGAUGAGGAUGACGUUGAGUGGUUACUGGGCCAGCACGGCGGCGAGAGUUUUAACGACCGGUCACCGCCAGAUGAGGGUCGUGAAGUAGAAGAGUAUGUUGGCAUCAACUACGGUCUUCCCUGGGUUAUGUCUGGCAGCGGCGAAGACAAAAACAACAAUCCUUCAACCGAUGUAUCGGCACCUGUGGAGAAGCCCGAAGAGGCCACCCGCGCAGAGGAGCCUGCAAAGCCGACCAGCCCCUCAAAGCGGGUACCGCAACCCGGCGUGCAGGGAAUCGUUAAGGGGGAAGAGAAGCCGAUCAUCAUGGCCAAUAGCGGCACGUGGCGCACUACGGACGCGCCGCUGCACGUUUCGAUGGAGCUGUCGAGACGCGGCCUCCUCGCGAACGCUGAGGAGGCGAAUAGCACCGCAUGUGUCUCCAAUUCACCGCCGGUGCCGCAGAAGGAGGUUGCGGCAAAAGAUCGCCGCGGAAGAGGUGGCAUUUUUGCGAGGCUGCGGGAGGCGUUGUCAUUCGCCAGCUCCUCGAAGCCAAAAAAGAAGAGGGAGUGA